UCGGCUAACCGUGUUUUUGCUAACUCUGGUUCACGGCCAAGUGCGCGAAUUCUGAAAUAUGGUCGAUUUGAUCACUUUUAAACAUGAACUGACUCUCAUCGUGACUAACCUGGCCAAGGCGGUGGUGACGGAGAUUUUUACCGCGGCGGAGAAAGUCUCUUUGAAUAAACAAAAUCCCAAAAUCGAGGAAAAAGUCGGCGCUCUGGUCGACAGUCUGUGUGUUGAAGCUGUUGAAAAAAUCCUGAAGAUCGUAGAGGGGGGCGCUGUGGAGCAGGAGGAGACUCCAGGAGACCUGAAGGAUCCGCCUGAGUCUGAGGGGGGCAGUGAAUGUUCCAUGACGGCAGCUGAAGGUGAAGAUGGCGGUGGUGAGCCGCCCCCCACUGAACAGACCUACAUCCUGGUUUACGGGAGCGCUGCUGCCGACUCCAGGUGUCUGCUGGUGUCACUGCAGAGCGAUGCUAACGCUAAUGCUAAUGCUAACGCUAAUGCUAACGCUAAUGCUAACGGUGAAAGUAAAACAGCUGCGACAGGUGAAGCCACCACUCUGCACGGCGAGGACUCCCCCUCCUCCCCUCCCCUGCAGGCCGAUUUCCCCGACCACAAGUACGCUCGGCCGUCCUCGCCCCCGCCUGCCGCCGCCUCAACCACGGAGCGCGGAGUCUCUGCAGCACGCAGGGGGAAACGGCGUCUCGGUCGGCGGACAGAAGCUGCCGACACGUGUCGGACUGCCGAGACGACAGAAACUCACCGCCGGUGUUCGCAGUGUGGGAUGCUGUUUCCCAACGCAGAGCGACUCUCCGACCACGAGAAGAAGUCUCACCCGGCGUGCUCGGUGUGCGGGACGCCGUUCAGCGGCGUUCUGAGACUGCGCGAGCACGAGAUCAAAGAGCACGGGCUGCUGCCGUACCCCUGCGACUACUGCCCCAAGAGGUUCAACCACAAAGCUCACCGCAACCUGCACGUGAAGGCCCGACACACCGGAGAGAAAACCUGCCACUGCGACAUCUGCGGGAAGGGCUACUCCUGCAUCAGCGUGCUGAAGACGCACCGGAUGACCCACUUCGAGAAGACCUUCAUCUGCGACGUCUGCGGGAAAAGCUUCUUCCACGCCUGCCACCUGACGCGCCACAAACUGGUGCACCAGGAGGUCCGGCCGCACCGCUGCUCCACCUGCGGGAAAGGCUUCACGCAGGCCGCCAACCUGCGCAGCCACCAGGCGAUCCACACCGGAGAGCGGCAGCUGUGCUCCAUUUGCGGCAAGAGCUACCGCUGCCUGAAGAACCACGUCAUCAGCAAACACUCGCACGAGCUGCCGGCCGACGAGCUGCCGACCGGAGGCGCCAUCAUCACCUGCGAGGUGUGCGGCAAGAAGUUCCCCAACCCGUCGCAGUUUAAAGUUCACCAGAGGAGCCACACGGGGGAGAAACCCUUCCACUGCGACAUCUGCGGGAAGAGUUACCGCCUGAAGGAGCUGCUGAGGGACCACAGGUACACCCACACAGGGGAGAAACCCUACAGGUGUACCCUCUGCUCCAAAAGCUUCAACCUGGCCACCAGCUUCAUGAGGCACCGCAGCAUCCACACCGGAGAGACGCCGUACAGCUGCCUCGACUGUGGGAAACACUUCCGCCUGCUCACCUUCCUGAAGGCUCACCUGCAGACCAAAGCUCACCUGAAGCAGACGCAGCAGAGGCGCACGCUCACCUCCGAUCAGACUCUUCCAGGUUAGAUACACGGCCAAAAGUACGUGGACAGCUGAGCGUUCCCGCCCCGUUAAUGAACGGGAUGAAAUGAUGUUUGGAUCAGAUGAUCAGAUCUAUCAGCAGAUUAACUGAGGAUCGUUAAGGUCGUAAAGGUGAUUAAAUCUAUUGUACAAACACAAAGGUGGGAUUAAAUGUCGUAUACAUCCUUUAAUCUGACCUCUGGUCUGUAGAAAAACACACAAACAGAGAGAGGCUGCUGGAUUACAGAGAGGAGGAUCACUUAUCAUGUGAAUCAGGUCCCAUCAGAUGCUGCUGAGCAGAUUAACGUUCUGAUGGAAACAGCAGUCAGAGAUAUUGACGAGCACGUAAAAGGUCAGAGGUCACUGAAACCAGCAACAACACGCUCACACCAGUGGUGGAGGAAGUAUUCAGAUCCUUUACUUCAAAUACCACAAAGUACAAGUCCUUCAUUCAGCAUCCUCCUGUCAAGGUACUGACGUGUCAGCAGAGAGCAGUGUGUUUCCAGCUGCUGGUUAAACUUCAUCUUUAACAAACAAACGAAUCUGAUUCCAGCAGCACUAAUUUAAUCCUCUAAAAGGGUUCAGUGUGGAAACAAACAGCUCUAAUAAAACAGAA
Chelmon rostratus (copperband butterflyfish) is the source of this 2339-nucleotide messenger RNA. Its product is annotated as zinc finger protein 253-like. Gene Ontology annotation, biological process: regulation of transcription by RNA polymerase II. Lineage: Eukaryota; Metazoa; Chordata; Actinopteri; Chaetodontiformes; Chaetodontidae. The record is from RefSeq and is a predicted model, not a curated record. The coding region runs from base 59 to 1729 and encodes 556 amino acids. Gene Ontology annotation, molecular function: DNA-binding transcription factor activity, RNA polymerase II-specific; RNA polymerase II transcription regulatory region sequence-specific DNA binding. Gene Ontology annotation, cellular component: nucleus. The transcript has 5 exons.